GCCCAUAUUUGUGCCAACAAAUACAUGGUAAAGAGUUGUGGCAAGGAUGGCUUUCAUAUCUGAGUGAGGCUCCACCCUUUCCAUGUCAUCCGUAUCAACAAGAUGUUGUCUUGUGCUGGGACUGACAGGCUCCAGACAGGUAUGCGGGAUGCCUUUGGGAAGCCCCAGGGCACAGUGGCCAGGGUUCAUAUUGGCCAGGUCAUCAUGUCCAUCCCCACCAAGUUGCAGAAUAAGGAACAUGUGAUUGAGGCUCUUUGCAGAGCCAAGUUCAAGUUCCCUGGUCGCCAGAAGAUCUACAUCUCAAAGAAGUGGGGCUUCACCAAGUUUAAUGCGGAUGAAUUUGAAGACAUGGUUGCUGAGAAGCGGCUCAUUCCUGAUGGCUGUGGUGUCAAAUAUAUCCCCAAUCGUGGUCCUCUGGAUAAGUGGAGAGCCCUGCAUUCCUGAAGGCUUCCAGUGCUCUCCUAUACCCUACCAAAUCAUGUUCAAUAAUAAAUCUUGCAUCAAGUCC
This is a messenger RNA of Mastomys coucha (southern multimammate mouse), 508 nucleotides long. Its product is annotated as 60S ribosomal protein L10-like. Gene Ontology annotation, biological process: translation; ribosomal large subunit assembly. The transcript has a single exon. Lineage: Eukaryota; Metazoa; Chordata; Mammalia; Rodentia; Muridae. The record is from RefSeq and is a predicted model, not a curated record. Gene Ontology annotation, cellular component: cytosolic large ribosomal subunit; ribosome. Gene Ontology annotation, molecular function: structural constituent of ribosome. The coding region runs from base 103 to 444 and encodes 113 amino acids.